Molecule: messenger RNA, 1341 nt
Organism: Thermochaetoides thermophila DSM 1495
Lineage: Eukaryota; Fungi; Ascomycota; Sordariomycetes; Sordariales; Chaetomiaceae
Product: eukaryotic translation initiation factor 3 subunit 6-like protein
Exons: 2
Coding region: 1-1341 (446 amino acids)
Biological process (GO): translational initiation
Cellular component (GO): eukaryotic translation initiation factor 3 complex; cytoplasm; nucleus
Molecular function (GO): translation initiation factor activity
Source: RefSeq, a predicted model, not a curated record
AUGGCUGUCGACGCAAGCAACGGCCGCCCGUCGGUGGCCGAAUACGAUCUGAUCCUUAAGCUCGCCCCACACCUCGACCGGCACCUUCUCUUCCCUCUGCUCGAGUUCGCCGCCGGGCAACUAGUCGAUGAGGAGACCAACGAGGUUAAGGACCCCGCCAAGGCGCGCGAGAUCACCCAGGCCAAGUAUGCACUGCUCAAGAAGACCAACAUGACCGACUAUGUCGCCAACCUUUACUGCGAGCUGGAGGGCGUUAAGGACGCCCCAGCCGAGUUCGCCGAGAGGAAACAGAAGGUUGUCGGCCAGCUGGAGAAGCUGGAGAAGGAGACGAGCAAGAUUAGGGAGCUCCUUGAGCGCGACGAUGUCGUCGACAAGCUGCGCAGCGACAAGGUGGCCAACUUGGAGUACCUCAAGGGCACUCACCAGGUCACCAUCGAGAUGGUUAACGCCCUUUUCGACUUCGGCAACCUUCACUACAGCUGCGGCAACUACGGCGACGCCUCCGAGCUUCUCUACCGCUUCCGUGUUCUGUCGACCGAUAACGACAAGGUUUCCUACGCGACAUGGGGUCGAUUGGCCUGCGAGAUUCUGACUAUGAAUUGGGAGUCCGCCAUGGAGGAGUUGCAGAAGGUUAAGGAGCUGAUCGACUCGAAGUUGUCCCAGAACGCUGUUGCGCAGCUGCAACACCGCACUGCCCUUGUGCAUUGGGCUCUCUUCCCCCUCUUCAACUAUGACAAGGCGCGUGAGCCUAUUCUCGACCUCUUUAUGAGCCCGGCCUACAUCAACUCGAUCCAAGCUUACACUCCCUGGAUUCUGCGGUACCUGACCGUGGCCAUUGUGACGGCCCGCGGCCGGGUCAAGAACUCCGGUGUCCAGCAGAAACACCUCAAGGACAUCGUCCGCAUCAUCAAGCAGGAGGCGUACGAGUACCAGGACCCCGUGACACAAUUCAUCCACGCCCUCUUCAUCGACUUCGACUUUGAGGAUGCCAAGCAGCAGCUGGUUCUCGCCGAGGAGGUCUGCCGCAGCGACUUCUUCCUGCUGGCGCACGCCAGCGAGUUCGUCGAGAACGCGCGCAUUCUCAUGUUCGAGAGCUACUGCAAGAUCCACGCGCGCAUCUCUUUGCGUGAACUGUCCGGCCUGCUCGGCCUGACCGCCGACGCGGCCGAGAAGCAUAUCGUCAACUACAUCCGCGACACGAGGCUCGAUGCCAAGAUCGACUACAAGGAGGGCACCGUCGUCAUGAACCACCCGCCUAGUUCGGUAUACCAGCAGGUCAUCGAGAAAACCAAGGGCGGCUUCUUCCGCACACAGGUCCUCUCCGCUGCCGUGGGCAAGUAG